Conger conger (European conger) is the source of this 1404-nucleotide messenger RNA. RefSeq names its product vesicular inhibitory amino acid transporter. The coding region runs from base 1 to 1404 and encodes 467 amino acids. The record is from RefSeq and is a predicted model, not a curated record. The transcript has 2 exons. NCBI's taxonomy places the organism in Eukaryota, Metazoa, Chordata, Actinopteri, Anguilliformes, Congridae. Gene Ontology annotation, molecular function: amino acid transmembrane transporter activity. Gene Ontology annotation, biological process: amino acid transmembrane transport. Gene Ontology annotation, cellular component: vacuolar membrane.
AUGUUGCGUCUGUGGCUGAGGUGGCUGGGGACACAAGUAGAGGUGUUGAGAAACUACCGUUUUGGCCUUCGGACAGAAGAGGAAAGCCUAGGGUUUGCACAGCAGGAUGAGCUGAGCAGAACGUACGGUGAAGAGGACCCGGGGGAAGAGGAACAGGGCUCCCCCUGCAGUCUAACUGGGGCUGCCCAAAACACUGCCAGCCCCAAAAUAACCACCUGGGAGGCAGCCUGGAACGUCACCAAUGCCAUCCAGGGUAUCUUUGUCCUGGGUCUGCCCUACGCCCUCCUGCAGAGCGGGUAUCUGGGCUUGGUCCUCCUGGUCCUGGCCGCAGUCCUCUGUGGCUACACUGGGAAGAUCCUCAUCGCCUGCCUGUACGAGGACGGCGAAGACGGGACGCCGGUCCGGGUGAGGAACACCUACGAGGAUGUCGCCAACGCCUGUUGUGCUGGGCUGUGUCCCCGCUUAGGUGGGAAAAUCGUCAACGCAGCCCAGGUGGUGGAGCUGAUGAUGACCUGCAUCUUGUACCUGGUUGUCAGCAGCAACCUCGCGAGCCACAGCUUCCCCUUCAUCCCCAUCUCCCCCGUGGCCUGGUCCCUGGUCACCUUCCUGACCCUGGUUCCCUGCAUGCUGAUCCGGGACCUGCGGGUGGUCUCCCGGCUCAGCCUCCUCUGCUCCGUGGCCCAGUUCUUCAUCACCACCAUCGUCAUCGUGUACUGCCUGACCCAGGCCCACCGCUGGUCCUGGAGGAGGUCGCCCAUCCCCGUGGACUUCGAGAAGCUCCUGGUCUCCGUGGGGGUGAUCAUCUUCAGCUACACCUCCCAGAUAUUCCUCCCCACCUUGGAGGGCAGCAUGGCUGACAGGGCUGGCUUUGCAGACAUGGUGACCUGGACCCACGCCCUGGCCUGCGUCUUCAAGACCGCCUUCUCCCUGCUGGCCUUCCUCACCUGGGGCGAGGAGACCAAAGAGGUCAUCACCGACAACCUGCCCCCGACCCUACGCAUCGCAGUGAACCUCUGCUUGCUGGCCAAGGCCCUGCUCUCCUACCCCCUGCCCUUCUACGCGGCUGCCGCGGUCCUCCAGGGAUGCGUUGGGCAGUGUGGGGCAACGUGGCUCGGGGUGCAGGAGGGCUCCUUGGUCCUAAGGGCCGGCCUGCUCCUGCUCACCUUCCUCGCCGCCAUGUACAUGCCCCACUUCUCCCUGCUCAUGGGACUGACGGGCAGCAUGACGGGAGCAGCCAUGACUUUCCUUCUGCCCUCGCUCUUCCACCUGCAGCUCAAGUGGAAGAAACUGGACAACAAGCACAAGGCCCUUGACUUCCUGAUCUUAGUGCUAGGGUCUUUAUGUAGCUUGUCUGGUGUCAUUUGCUCUAUUAAAGGAAUGAGCAAAGCCUUUGGAGGCAGAUAA